AUGAGUGAAGCGCAGCACAAGCCAUUGCGGAAGACGCUAUCCAUGGAGGCGCUUGCGGCGAAGAUCCCUUUGUUCCGCAAGAAGCGGGCCCGGGACAGUGGUGACGACGCCCAGCUGACGCUGACGGACGCUUCUGGAACCGCUCCCGAGCCGAAGCGGGCGAAGGUGGCUCAGCCCAAUUCGCCACAACAGGCGGAAUUCGACAAAAGAGAAAAGGAACUUGACGCCGAACUCCCGGAAGAGCUCCGCAAGUUUCGUCCUAAAGGGUACAAGUUCAAUUUGCCGCCUAAGGGUCGGCCGAUUCGCAUCUACGCCGAUGGCGUGUUUGACUUGUUCCACUUGGGCCACAUGAAGCAAUUGGAGCAGGCAAAGAAGGCGUUCCCCAACGUCCAGUUGGUGUGUGGCAUCCCACUGGAUACUGAGACCCAUAAGCGCAAGGGGCUCACGGUGCUUUCGGAUAAGGACCGGUGCGAGACGUUGAAGCACUGCCGGUGGGUGGACGAGGUCAUCCCCAACGCUCCGUGGUUCGUCACCCCGGAGUUCUUGGAAAAGCAUAACAUCGACUACGUUGCCCACGACGACUUGCCGUACGCGGCGGCGGAGGCUGACGACAUCUACGAACCGAUUAAGAAGCAGGGUAAGUUUUUGGCCACCCAGAGAACCGAGGGGAUUCUGACGUCGGACAUCAUCUCCAAGAUCAUCCGCGACUACGACAAGUACUUGAUGCGCAACUUUGCGCGUGGGGCAACCCGCAAAGAGCUUAACGUCAGUUGGCUCAAAAAGAACGAACUCGAUUUCAAGAAAAAUAUCCAGGAUUUCCGCGGCUACUGGACCAAGAACAAAAACAACUUGAACAAUGUUUCCAAGGACUUGUACGAGGAGAUCCGCGAGUACUUGCGCAACAAAACCAUGGACAUGCAGCAGCUCCUCUCCGAGGACUCGCGGCUGCCCCUCGAAAAGUUUGCUCAGAAAUACAUGGGCAACGCCAACAAGGACCUCAACUUCUUGAAGUGGAUCUCCGGUGACGGUACCAAUGACCUGGACGACGAAAUCUUGCCGAUUAAGAUCCCCGAAGUGCCGCAAACCCCCAAAAAGCUUCUGGCUAACGGUACUAUCGAGGUGACCCCAGUCACGUCGCCGGCCAAGGCGACGAAGACGCCGCUGAAGACGCCGCUGAAAACGCCGCUUAAAAACCUGGUCAAAUCGACUCCGGUCAAGGCGAUUUCAGCCAAGGGGACUCCUUCAAAGGCAACGCCGCAAAAGAUCCACACGCCCAAACUGGCCAUCAAAGUAGCGAAGCCAGUGUCGAAAACGCCGAAGAAGACCCCGAAAAAGACGGUGUAG
Messenger RNA from Diutina rugosa, 1344 nucleotides. RefSeq names its product choline-phosphate cytidylyltransferase (gene PCT1). Gene Ontology annotation, cellular component: nuclear envelope. Gene Ontology annotation, biological process: CDP-choline pathway. Gene Ontology annotation, molecular function: choline-phosphate cytidylyltransferase activity; phosphatidylcholine binding. Bases 1 to 1344 code for a protein of 447 amino acids. Lineage: Eukaryota; Fungi; Ascomycota; Pichiomycetes; Serinales; Debaryomycetaceae. The transcript has a single exon. The record is from RefSeq and is a predicted model, not a curated record.